GUCCCGCGCGCGCGCCCGUCACCGGAGGAGGAGAAGCGAGGACAGAAGGCGACAGGAAGACACAGCGAAAAUAAAAACAAUCACUUCUCACUAUUGUUCCCCCUCUCUCGCCGGUUAACCGCCUCACCAAAAAACCCAGCAGCCAUGUCAGAGGAAAAGCCAAAGGAGGGUGUCAAGACCGAGAAUGACCACAUCAACCUGAAGGUUGCGGGGCAAGAUGGCUCAGUGGUCCAGUUCAAAAUCAAAAGGCACACAUCCCUCAGUAAACUCAUGAAGGCGUACUGCGAACGACAGGGACUAUCAAUAAGGCAGAUCAGGUUCAGGUUUGACGGCCAGCCAAUCAAUGAGACUGAUACACCUUCGCAGCUGGAGAUGGAAGACGAAGACACCAUAGACGUUUUCCAGCAGCAGACAGGCGGCCUCUGCUAAAGCCCCUCCCACCUCAGUGACCGCCACCAUCAGACCACACCCCUCUGACAUCAUCACCCGUCAUCGCACCUCUCAGCUAUUAUUAUUAUUAUUAUUAUUAUUAUUGACCAUUUGUUCAGUUAAGCUAUGUCAUGUUGGGCUUCGGGGUGGGGCACUACUUUCUCUAGGUGUGAGUGAGCAACACAGGCUGUGAUUGGACCAACGGCUAUCGAGUAGUGUUACUGUCCGUCAAAGGGCCACCCAUAUUUCAUUUUUCCCUCAUGUUUUUUUUUUUCUGAACCCCUGCUGUCCUUGAAAUUGUUUUUAAAAGCUCUGCUUUUUAGUCGGCUUCACUAAAGAAAUGUGCGUUUUGUAACCCCUGUGCCGCCGCGGAAUAGACGCCCGCUGGUUUUUCUGUACAGACACAAGAGAAUGGAUGUAAGCUAAAUAUCGGCCACACAGAAGGAGUCUGUACUUUUUGGUUACUUCCUUUUUUUCUUUCUCGUUGUCCCACGUGCGUACCGCCAAGUAUUUAUUCAGACUGACAGAUGGCUGCAUGGAUAGAAUGGACGCCCACUCGGGGCCCUCGUCCUGUAAAUUCAGUAUAUUAUUGUGAAACACCUAACGUUUUUGCUUUGAUAAAAUAAUGGCCUAAAAUUAGUGCAAAUGCGACAUAUUUGUUUGUGGGGGACGCCCAAGCUGUCCCCGGCCGUGGGACGGUGCACGACAGCACGCUUUGUAUUAUACGCUAAGAAUCUUCAUCCAGUCUUGUAUUGUAGCUUAAAAUACUGUUCUAGGAGAUUGACGCUUUUCUCCCGCAGAUGCCCUCCUUAGCAUUUUAAUGUCAUGUACUCCCUUUUGGGAAAAAAAAUAGAAAUAGUUCACUUCGGUUUCUGUGUGCGUCCAGUCCAUAUAAGAGCAUUCUUAAUCUAAAAUCACUAAAGCUCUCCUGUUUUGGAUUUUUGCAUCAAAAUAAGCACAUUUUCCCCUGAAUAAAUUCGAGUUCUCCCGGUUUAGUUAAUAAAGAAACCCACAACGUUACAACAAAAGGGGCCCAGGUCUUUAUCAUGUUAUUUGUUUCUCUACUGAUUUGUACAUUAUUUGUGGUCUUUUACUACUGUAUACAAUAAAUAUAGUUUGGUACUCAGA
Nerophis ophidion (straightnose pipefish) is the source of this 1557-nucleotide messenger RNA. RefSeq names its product small ubiquitin like modifier 3a (gene sumo3a). NCBI's taxonomy places the organism in Eukaryota, Metazoa, Chordata, Actinopteri, Syngnathiformes, Syngnathidae. The coding region runs from base 145 to 429 and encodes 94 amino acids. Gene Ontology annotation, molecular function: protein tag activity; ubiquitin-like protein ligase binding. Gene Ontology annotation, cellular component: nucleus. The record is from RefSeq and is a predicted model, not a curated record. The transcript has 4 exons. Gene Ontology annotation, biological process: protein sumoylation.